This is a messenger RNA of Dendroctonus ponderosae (mountain pine beetle), 2421 nucleotides long. RefSeq lists its product as uncharacterized. The coding region runs from base 654 to 2300 and encodes 548 amino acids. The transcript is spliced from 9 exons. The record is from RefSeq and is a predicted model, not a curated record. Gene Ontology annotation, molecular function: protein binding. Lineage: Eukaryota; Metazoa; Arthropoda; Insecta; Coleoptera; Curculionidae.
AAAAAGCAUAAGGUUUUGAAAAUGUCAAAACAGUCAGCUGACAGUCAGUGACAAUGUCAAACUGUCAGCGUGCGUGACGAAAAUUAUUACUUUCCACACGGGAUGAAGAAAAUAUGUAAUGGGUAAAACAGUGGCGAAAGUAGAUACUUUCCACCAGGAGAUCAAGAAAGGUAUUUUUUAUGUUUUUUUUGCGAUUUACGGUUUUUUCGUUAUUACCCACCGUGGCUUCGUUUAGGUAAAACAGUAAACUUAUACACAGUUCGAUUGGCAAUUUGCGAGAAAAUAAAUUUUCAGUGCUCUUUUGAUCUGGCGACGAAAUAUUGAAAGCGGGAACUUAAAAAAAUGCAGCUUUACAAGUUUAAAGAGUUCGUUCUUUACUGGAUGCAAACAAGCCUUUAUCACAGACUGCUCAAAAAACCUUAUAAUUUUUUUAAAAUAUUCCAUUUAGAAAUUUCCAACAAUUUAUUUGUAGAAAAUUUUCUUUUUACAUAUUUACAAAUAGCAUUAAAAACCAUUGAGUUGAAGUAAUGUUGCAUAACCGUCACAUUAAUUCAUUGUUUCAGUGACCGCAGUACCAGUUAUUUUAUUAUCAAAUUUCAUUUUGUCAAACUAAGUUUCAUCAUUUUGAAGUGAUCUAACAUCUAAAAUAGAGAAUGGCCAAGAAAAAGCCUGUGUAUGCCGAUCUCGUUGAAAUGUUUCGACUGAAGUCGGUCUCCAGAUCGAAGAUAUUAAGCAGAUCAAAAUCUGUUACGAACACUUUUGAUUUUGAAGAAAACUUUAUAAAGCGCGAACGGAUGAGGAAGAUGGAAACGCAAAAAGAAAUUGGAAGAAUGAGAGCGGAACUACCAAAAUAUACUUUGAAUGAUAUUCGAAUGUUCAAGCUACCGUUUCAUGAAGCUCUAAUUUUACAAUUAGAAGAAACUGGUUAUGCAAGUACUGAAGCUUAUAUCCAACAGCUUUUCCAAAUAGACGAACAGUUACGGCUCGAAGCAGGACCGCAAAGCUUUGUCUGGACUCGGCCUGCUUUGAGGCACAGCGACAACGAACUGAAGAAACUCAGCGAUGCUCUAAUGCAAGCCGAAGAUGAACACAAGAAAGGCAAUUAUAAAAAUGAGUUCGACACAAUGCUGCGGGUAGCCAUAGACUUUGCUUUUAACUACUCGGAUUGGUUUUGGCUUGCCGAAGAUCUCAUUUUACAGUGCAUCUGUACUGCGAAUACUUUUGCAUUUAGUGGAAAGCAUGAAGCAAUUUCACGCUAUGUAUAUGCCAGGAUUCUAUACGAAAAAAUUAAGAAUUUCGAAAAGGCCGAGGAGGAGCUGAGUAUUACAAGGGAACUAUCGUUGGGGAAAAGUUGGAAUGUCAAGUCGUUUCUUCCAGAGCAAACAGACUCUUCAAACACCUUGUUUAUGAGUGCCAAUUAUCUGCUACACUUGUGUUACAUGAGACAAGCGAAGCUAUUUUUUAAAAUUGAUUGUAAUCAGGCUUUGGAAUUUGCCAGUUUGGCUAAGAAACGUGCUGUUGAAGCUUGUUAUCACGACGGAGAAACUAUGGCCCUGUAUAUUAAGGGGCAAUGUGAGUUAAAUCUGGGACAAACCAAAGAUGCGGUCAGCACUUUCAAUAAGGCAUUUUAUAUUCAAUCGAAGCUCAAGUCGGAAAAGGGAAUGUGCGAAGCUAGAGUGGAAUUAUCAAAGGCUUACCUAAUGCAUGGAAGUACUCGUUUGGCUCUCAACACUCUGCUAGCUCUAAAAGCCAUGGCUGAAGAGCACGGAUUUCAGUUCUAUUUGGCUCAAGCUUACAGGUACUUGGGAGAGUACUAUCUCACCUGCGGAGAACCGCAUAAAGCCACCCCUUUGCUAUCGGAUGCUCUACAUACUUUUCAUUCGAUUGGAUUGAUGGCGGAGGCUGAUCAGGUCAGGAAUGUGGCUGCCCUUUCAUCGGGUUUGGAGUUGAUGCCGUUAUAUAUUCCGCUAUUGCAAAAAACUGAUAAGCGAUUUGCUGAUGGGUUUGAAAAUCUCCUGAAGCUGGCCAAAUGGAAGGAUUCCAGAGAGCCGUUUUGGAAGCAAAGAAAUAUUCAAUUAUCUGGCAAAGAUAUUCUGACCAGUACAAUGGAUGCUACUGCUUGGGAACAGUUUUUAGCUGUUGACUUCGAGGAUGAACUCUCGGAUAUUGAUGCGUUAUCCAGCAUUGUGGUAUCAAAGAACAAUUCGGUUGACGAUGAUUUGCAACUUACCAUUCCAGACGAAGCCGAAAUCAAUGAAAACGUUACAAGCGACAGUACGUCAAUUUCUUCCGUGGUCUGAAGCUGUGAAUUGUGGUAAUAAAAAAACGUUGCAUCUUAGGUAAGCAACAGCCUAUUUGACUAUAGUGAGCACAUUUUUGCUAACUGCUCAGAAUCAAAUAAAAAACUCAAUUUUUACUUUA